Molecule: messenger RNA, 1524 nt
Organism: Daldinia vernicosa
Lineage: Eukaryota; Fungi; Ascomycota; Sordariomycetes; Xylariales; Hypoxylaceae
Exons: 1
Coding region: 201-1394 (397 amino acids)
Source: RefSeq, a predicted model, not a curated record
UCCCGAUCAGAUGUUCGUGCAUAUGUCGAGAUCCACUCUCUCGUCAAUUCCAUCCCACUUCUGAAGCUUUCCAAGACAAGUUCAACAUUGCCACAAGCUCAAACGAGUUAUUCUCUUCAAUAUAAUCGUACUGAUCACAACCCGCCGAAAACUCCAUUUCUAUCCUAAUGUCUUAAGCAAUUCAAGAGCCAAGUGUUAUCAUGACCAUCAACGAUCCGCCUGAUAACAUUUUUAUCCGUUUCAAGAAUCACAUCGACGACAAGAUCUACCGAGGUUUUCAGACCAUUCUCACAUUGCCGGUACAUAUGGGGAACCGCGAGCGAGAAAUGGAUAACAGUCCAACCAACAACUACGGUAUUGUUCCCAAGCAAUGGGAGCCCGUGGGUCCCCCAUCAGAUUCGAGCACACCAAGUCCGGACGAUACGAGAGGCGCCGAAGUAAAAGACGUCUACCAUUGGGCUAUCUCAUCUCCGUAUUCUCCUCUAAAUCUCCAAUACUUACGGCAACCUCGUCCCGCCGAUGCGCCUCGGGAUUAUCCAGAUUGCUUCACCUUCCGGGACGCAUUUGAGGAUCUCUUAGCAGCGAAUUCUGGAAAACCUCUAUCUGACCUGCGCAGACUUGUAUUCUCCAAACACUUUGAGCAUGUCCGGUACUUUCCCUGGGGGAUGUCCGUCGAAAACUGGGUUGCCGGCGUUGGACUUCGCGGCCUUUGGGGCGCUUACUUCCGCCUCUCCCCAUCGGCUAAGCGUGAUUUGUCCUACGGUAUAAUCUCUCCUUGGAGGAGUCUACAGAUAGGAGAAACGACGUUUCAUCAAUCGCCCGUAUCGGUGUGGCCUAGCAUGAUCUUCCCGCCUUGGGAGCAUCGCCAGCCGUGGCGAUACGGCGAUCCGAUCGGAUCUGAAGAAAAGCCAGCCGAGCGCGGAGUCGAAACCGCGCACCCCCAGGAAGCGGACACAGAAUAUGAUUUAUACGAAGCUGCGCGUUCCGGGCCUGCUACGGAUAAUAAGGUAGUAGAGACAAAUACUUCUCAAGGACUAAGUAAUCAAACGAGAUCGAGCCGGGCUACUGAUUCCCAGGAUUCUAAUGACGGGACCGUAACCCGUACGACUGAAACACCAGAUGGCGGUAAGAUCGUAGAGACCAUCGAACAGCACGCCUCAAAAUUCGGGAAAAGAGUCAAUACUGUCACGAAACGAUUUGAUUCUGCUGGCGAGCUGGUCUCUACAAACCGGACAAGCAGCUGGUCAUGGUCUUAUCAGUCCCCAGACCCGUCUUCAAGAUCCUUUGAUGAUGACGAGCCAGAUUCAGAUGAUGAGGAUGCAGAUUGGCCCGACGACAAGGAGGGAAGGUCUACUAGAGAGGAUCACAAGUCUAAAGGUUGGUUUUGGAAAUAGCUUCAACUUUGAACGUGUCCCACUUUAUAAUGAGAUGCAGUGAGCAUCACCUCUCCCUUCCAAGCAUACACCCUCAUAUAGGUAUAUAUACCCACGCAACUCGUUUAAGAACGCCCGUGGUACGUACAUA